Molecule: messenger RNA, 1026 nt
Organism: Haemonchus placei
Lineage: Eukaryota; Metazoa; Nematoda; Chromadorea; Rhabditida; Trichostrongylidae
Source: the annotation of a GenBank genome assembly
UUAUGGAGCAAUACAAAGUGCUUCAUUUCUGCUGCAGAUGCAGCCGGGGCACUGACAAUCGGCGUCCUUUGUGCAAGGAUCUCCUUCGUCGUAGAUCUGUUGGUUGAGAAGAUCACCUCCAGGGUUGUAUUCGCAAGCCACAACCGUCCAUGAAUUCCAACAAGGUACAACUGCGCAACCAAUUUUAUUGCUCGACUGCCAGGCCAACUGGCUGUAUUUGCUUAAAGUCGUGUAAAUGCCCAUCGUGAAAACGUUUUUCUCAGGAACACCGUACUUCUGCAGAUCACUGAACCAUGCUUCGACGCUCAUUGCUGCAGCUUCUGUCUUGUUAUUAGUUUUCGGCAACAUGUUCACGUUGUUCCCCCAUCGCUUCACUAUAGCAGCAACGUUGUAUCCAAACGUGCAACUCUUCGCCCACUCCAUUGUAUUUGCUUCAACAUCGCAAUCAUAACUCACUUUCAACAUCCUAGCUGCUUUUGGAGCAAAUUGUCCAGGUUUACCCUUGGCUUUUCCUUGAGCAAUGAGCGAUCGAUACUCAUUGUGUUUGUCGACGAACAUCUUCCUAGCUUCAUCCGUCAUUCCAUUAUUGAGGUGAGGGCACGACCCAGCAUUAGGCACUCCAGCGGGCUUCGUUGUGGUUGGUUUCUUAGUAGUCGUUGUCGUUGUAGUGGGAGCUGCUGGAAUAGGAACGUAUUCUGGAGGUAUGCAAAGAGCCUCAUCUUUGCUACAAAUGCAAUCGGCGCAUUUGCAUUCGGCGUCAGUUGUGCAUGGAUCUCCCAUUUCGUAGACCACCCAUCCAGGAUUAUCACCUGAAGGGUUAUAGUUGCAUCCUGCGAUUGUCCAUGGCCAAGGUUCGUUUUUUGUGCAAUAUGAAAUCGCGCAGCCAAUUUUGGACGUCCAUUGCCAGACCACCUGCAUGUAGUGACCAGUUUUGUGUUCAUUAGGCGAGACUACGAUAUUGUCCUCUGGAACACCAAAAACCUGUAACUCCUGGAACCAUGAUAUGACAGCCGUUUCUGCAAUUGA